AUGGCCACAUCCGCCUCCGCCAAUUCUGCUGCUGGCCGUGCUCUUCCUCCUUCCACUCCGCCGCUGUCGGCCUCUUCCGGAGGCUCCGUACGCCACGUGCUACAUGGUUACCGCGCCAGCAGCGGUCCCCGCCACGCCCAUCGUCGGGUGGCGCCCGCUGCCGGACCGCCGUCAGCCGCCACCACGCUACUCAUGACGCAUCCCGCCGCCGCCGGUUUCAGCAGCACGGGCAGUUACGCGAGCAGCGUGGACGAGCAGGACGAGCAGCCGUACGACAUGGAUGAGGAGUUGGCGCCGCCGCCGGACCUGCCUGUGCCGCGAGGCGAGACGGCUGGCGCUACUCUUAUCCUGGAGGGGGUGACCGUGCAAGCGGGAGACCGAGAUCUACUCAGUGACGUGUCGUGGCGGCUGAUGCCAGGUCAGCGAGCUGGGUUAGUUGGGGCUAACGGUUGCGGCAAGAGUACGCUGCUGCGCUGCCUGGCCGGGCUGAGACAUGUGGACGCGGGAAUGGCGCGAAUUUCACAUACCGUACAGGUGGGGUACCUGGAGCAGACUGCGGUGGGCGGCAGUCGUCGUACAGUUUGGCAGGAGGCCCGCAGUCGCAUGAGCGGGUUAGUGGCUGCGGAGCGGGACAUGCAGCGGGCCGAGCGGGAGCUGGCGGCGGGGGACACAUCAGCCGCCGCCCGCCUCGCAGCCGCCCAGGAUGCCUGGGAGCAGGCAGGCGGCCCGGAGAGUGAGCGCACCAUCACUGCCGUACUGACGGGUUUGGGGUUCCGUCGUGAGCAGUUCCACAAGCGGUGCAGCGAGUUCAGCGGGGGAUGGCAGAUGCGCAUCGCCCUAGCGCGGCUCCUGCUGGGUCCCGCGGGUCAGGGCGGUUCCGGAGCGGGUGCGUUACUGCUGUUGGACGAGCCAACUAACCAUCUGGACAGCGCGGCCUGCAAGUGGCUGGGCAAUUUCCUCCGUACGGGUGUACCGCCCACGACCUCUGUCGUACUGGUGUCUCACGACGAGGCCUUAUUGGAGAGCGCGUGCGACCGCAUUUUGGAGGUCCGGGGCCGUCAGCUGCACGGCUACGUGGGAGGGUUCCGCAAGUUCUUAGAACAGCGGGCGGCCCGGGAGGCGCAGGCUCGGGCGGAGGCUGAGGCCCAACAAGCGGAAAUCGACAAGUUGGAGGAGUUCGUGACGCGUUUCGGAGCCAAGGCAUCCAAGGCCUCCCAAGCCCAGUCCAAGGCCAAGAUGUUGGAGAAGCUCAAGGCGGCGCAAACCGAAAUCCCGGCAGCGGCGGCAGCCACCGGGGCGGGGGACGCGCGCAAGGUGGCGCUGAGGCUCCCCCGCGCCCCCCCUUGCUACACGGAGGCCAUAAAGCUCAGUGGGGUGGCGGUGCUAGGUCCCAACGGCGCGGGCAAGUCCACCCUCCUAAAGGCCAUCGGGGGCUCCCUGCCGCUAUGGGCGGGUAGUCGUACACUGGGGGAUGGAGUACGACUGGCCGUGUUCUCCCAGGACCUUGCGCAGGAUUUGCCUCUGGACGUGCCUGCCCUUGACUACGUGGAGGGAGUUGUCUGCCGCCGGCGGAGCUGGCGUCCUCUUCUUCACCUGUCCAUCGAGUCACUUCGAGUCACUUCCUUCCCACUUGUCAUUCGAGUGCCGCCAAAUGCGGCAACAACGGCGGCGGCGUCGCCUCUGGUGAUGCAGCCGCCGGCGGAGCUGUCGUCCUCUUCUUCACCUGUCCAUCGAGUCACUUCGAGUCACUUCCUUCCCACUUGUCAUUCGAGUGCCGCCAAAUGCGGCAACAGCGGCGGCGGCGUCGCCUCUGGUGAUGCAGCCGCCGGCGGAGCUGGCGUCCUCUUCUCCACCUGUCCAUCGAGACACGUCGAGUCACUUCCUUCCCACUUGUCAUUCGAGUGCCGCCAAAUGCGGCAACAACGGCGGCGGCGUCGCCUCUGCCGCCGGCGGAGCUGGCGUCCUCUUCUUCACCUGUCCAUCGAGUCACUUCGAGUCACUUCCUUCCCACUUGUCAUUCGAGUUCCGCCAAAUGCGGCAACAGCGGCGGCGGCGUCGCCUCUGGUGAUGCAGCCGCCGGCGGAGCUGUCGUCCUCUUCUUCACCUGUCCAUCGAGUCACUUCGAUGUCACGCCAUAUGACGUGCUAA
Volvox carteri f. nagariensis is the source of this 2148-nucleotide messenger RNA. RefSeq lists its product as uncharacterized. The coding region runs from base 1 to 2148 and encodes 715 amino acids. NCBI's taxonomy places the organism in Eukaryota, Viridiplantae, Chlorophyta, Chlorophyceae, Chlamydomonadales, Volvocaceae. The transcript has 15 exons. Gene Ontology annotation, molecular function: ATP hydrolysis activity; ATP binding. The record is from RefSeq and is a predicted model, not a curated record.